AUGGCGAGCCCACGGGCCUCCUGCUCACACUGUCUGCCGGGGCACGCCUUCUUCUGCUCCAGUGGACCCACCUGCCCUGCCAGCCCCUCCCUGCUGGCCCGGGUCCUACGGCUGGUGUACGUCGGUGAGCUCCCGCAGGACUUCCUCCGCAUCACGCCCACGGCCGCGCAGCAGCAGGUGCAGCUGGACGCGCAGGCAGCCCGGCAGCUGCAGUACGGAGGCGCGGUGGGUGCCGUGGGCCGCCUCAGCGUCACCGUGGUGCAGGCCAAGCUGGCCAAGAAUUACGGCAUGACCCGCAUGGACCCGUACUGCCGACUGCGCCUGGGCUAUGCAGUGUACGAGACGCCCACCGCCCACAAUGGCGCCAAGAACCCUCGCUGGAAUAAAGUCAUCCAGUGCACGGUGCCCCCCGGCGUGGACUCCUUCUACCUGGAGAUCUUUGACGAGGCGCUGCCGGCUGCCGUGAUGAUGCCGCCUCAGCCUGUGGUCCUGAUGCCCACCGUGUACCAGCAAGGUGUCGGCUACGUGCCCAUCACAGGUGUGCCCGCCGUGUGCGGCCCUGGCGUGGUGCCCGUGGCCCUGCCCCCGGCGGCCGUGAGCACCCAGCCCCGCUGCAGCGAGGAGGAUCUGAAGGCCAUCCAGGACAUGUUCCCCAACAUGGACCGGGAGGUGAUCCGCUCCGUGCUGGAAGCCCAGAGAGGGGACAGGGACGCGGCCAUCAACUCCCUGCUCCAGAUGGGCGAAGAGUCCUAGGGCCCCGGCUGCCACGCUGCCUCUGCCCCUCUCGACCUGCCGGCCCCGCCCCCCUCCCCGUUCCUGUGAAGGAGCCCCGUGUAGCCUUUUCUCAGCCAUCUGUAGCCCCAUUCCUCACCCUCGUUUGGGAUGCAUGCGGGUCGUUGGUCCCCAGCCACUGAGUGCCACCACCGCUUGGGUGCGGGUGUGGGCGGGCCUGUCCCUCACUUUGUCGGGAGAAGAGUGGGCACGUGGGCCGUGUCCUGUCCACACGCUCUCCCCCUGCCGCUUAGGGACGUGUGUCUUCAAGUGCCGUGUGCUUCUGCUCCGCACGCUGUCCCGAGAGCGCUCCGUGCGAGCAGCCUGACUCUGCCGGCGCUUUAGAAAGCGUCCCGUGCCCGCCUGGUUUGACGAUGGCAUGCGGUUACUUUACUCAUUCGGGGUAGACCUCAUAUUUCAGGCACAUAGGACAUUGACAGCCGAUCGGGAUGGUUUUUACGAGUCAAGCUUCAAAUUCACGUCCGUCCCUUGUUCCUUGUCUGUGGUCCGCGGCCGCUCACCAGCGCCCUGGGCAGGCCGACCUCUGUGUUGCCGGCCAGCAGCAGGUUCAGCGCUGAUGUCCGUCCACCCGCCUGUCCCCACCCGUGGGCUCUGGAGCAGGGCUGCCCUGGGGACCCCGUUAAGCAUUUUCCUGCUGUGUCUCACGCCGACUUUGUGGGCUGUUUUUCCGAGGGACUGCCCCUCCGCUCCCUGACCAGCUCUUGGAACAGAACGUAAAACCGAGGGUGAAAAGUAGAAGGGCAGUACUUUGUAUUUGUUUAUUAAAGGGUAUCGGGAACCGUUGGCUUACAACUGACGUUGAUUUAAGUAAAUGUGUACCGGUCCUGCGGGUUCAGUUUGGACAAAAAAAAUAGCAAACCGAUGAAUGUUCAAGGCUUCCUAGAGGCAAGGGGUGCACGUGCGGCGCUGUGGACCGCGUGGCGGCCGAGGCUCCCGUUGUGACCACAGGAUGGGACAGGGCGGGGGACACCUUGUGGAAAUCUGCAACGUGGGAGGGGUCUCGGGCACUGCUUGGCCCAGGCGCGUGCACGCACACUCGCCUCCAGACGGCCUGGUUGCCGUGGGCCCCGCGGCCCCCGACGGUGUGGCCCUGCGAAGGCUCAGCCUGAGGACCGGACUCCGUCCAGCCUUCGCUGCACGCGGGGCCUCCUGUCAGUUGGAGGAUG
Puma concolor (puma) is the source of this 1958-nucleotide messenger RNA. The record is from RefSeq and is a predicted model, not a curated record. Lineage: Eukaryota; Metazoa; Chordata; Mammalia; Carnivora; Felidae.